Messenger RNA from Chilo suppressalis (striped riceborer), 6036 nucleotides. NCBI's taxonomy places the organism in Eukaryota, Metazoa, Arthropoda, Insecta, Lepidoptera, Crambidae. The record is from the annotation of a GenBank genome assembly.
UCCGCCCACGCUUCACGCCGCUCCGCAGCCUGCAGCUCACUUCGCUCCGGGCACCGCGCCGCGUGGUCAUGGCGCGAGCUCCGCAACAACCGGGCCGCACCAGUGUGUGGCGGCUACGUCUGAAGCAGUAGGAUGGCUCUGAAGACGCCGACUCCAGGGGUCGGGGAGCGCGAGACCUGGGGCAAGAAGGUUGACUUCCUGCUCUCCGUGAUCGGGUUCGCGGUGGACCUGGCCAACGUGUGGCGGUUCCCCUACCUCUGCUACAAGAAUGGAGGGGGUGCGUUCUUGGUGCCAUACUGCAUCAUGCUGGUGGUGGGCGGCAUCCCACUGUUCUACAUGGAGCUGGCGCUGGGCCAGUACCACCGCAAGGGCGCCAUCACCUGUUGGGGCCGCCUCGUGCCCCUUUUCAAAGGUAACACUCUGUCUAGGUGCGUUUCUGGUGCCGAACUGCAUCGUGCUGGUAGUAGGUGGCAUCCCACUGUUCUACAUGGAGCUGGCGAUGGGCCAGUACCACCGCAAGGGCGCCAUCACCUGUUGGGGCCGCCUCGUGCCCCUUUUCAAAGGUAUCGGCUACGCUGUCGUAUUGAUAGCCUUCUAUGUGGACUUCUAUUACAACGUGAUCAUCGCGUGGGCGCUUCGGUUCUUCUUUGCUUCGUUCACCACAAUGCUGCCGUGGACCAAUUGCGACAACGAUUGGAACACGCCUGCCUGCCGACCGUUUGAAGCUGUACUGGACUCAGGCAACAGAUCAAGACUGCGGCAAAAUGUGUCUUCAUCCCUCGGUCCUCCCCAAACUACCCCCUUUACUUCCGCCGCUUCCGAAUAUUUCAACCGUGCUAUCUUGGAGCUGCAUGGUAGUGAAGGUUUGCAUGACUUGGGCACCAUUAAAUGGGACAUGGCGUUGUGCCUGCUCGCCGUGUAUGUAAUCUGCUACUUCUCCCUAUGGAAGGGUAUCAGCACUUCUGGAAAGGUGGUUUGGUUCACAGCUUUAUUUCCUUACGCUGUACUGUUGAUUCUUUUGGUAAGAGGCAUCACUCUUCCCGGAUCGGCAAUGGGUAUCCAAUAUUACUUAAGUCCCAACUUUGAAGCCAUCACGCAACCGCAGGUAUGGGUAGAUGCAGCGACUCAAGUUUUCUUUUCGUUAGGUCCAGGUUUUGGUGUGCUAUUGGCUUAUGCAUCAUACAACAAGUAUCACAACAACGUUUACAAAGAUGCGAUCCUAACCAGCGUCAUCAAUUCGUGCACAUCAUUCGUGGCUGGCUUCGUAAUCUUCAGCGUGUUGGGCUACAUGGCACUCGCUUCGGGCAGGGACGUGCAGGACGUGGCGACAGAAGGUCCGGGUUUGGUGUUCGUGGUCUAUCCAGCGGCCAUAGCAACCAUGCCGGGCUCCACCUUCUGGGCUCUCAUAUUCUUCAUGAUGCUUCUGACAUUGGGACUGGAUAGCUCUUUUGGCGGAUCUGAAGCGAUCAUAACGGCUCUGAGCGACGAAUUUCCACCGAUCGGGCGUCACCGGGAGUUGUUCGUGGCGUGUCUGUUCACACUCUACUUCUUCGUGGGUCUGGCAUCGUGCACUAAAGGCGGCUUCUACUUCUUCCAACUGCUGGAUCGAUAUGCUGCCGGCUACUCUAUACUGGUCGCUGUUUUCUUCGAGGCGAUUGCUGUUUCAUGGAUAUAUGGUACCGAACGGUUCUGCGAGGACAUCCGCGACAUGAUCGGCUUCCGCCCCGGCUUGUAUUGGCGCGUGUGCUGGCGUUUCGCAGCGCCCGCCUUCCUUCUGUUUAUCACAGCGUAUGGGCUCUUGGACUACGAACCGUUGCAGUACGAGGGAUACAUUUACCCGUGGUGGGCCAACGCGCUCGGGUGGGCCAUAGCGGGAAGUAGUGUGCUAUGUAUACCGGCGGUGGCUAUCUUCAAACUGUUGACCACUAAGGGCACUUUCUUUGAGCGUCUCCGUACAUUGACGACGCCGUACGCGGACUCAGAGGCGGCAGCGGCAGCGGUUGCAGCGACGGCGGGCGCGGCCAACGGCAUGGUGGUAUCAGAGAGCGGCGGAGUUAGACUGGCGCCGUCACCGCCGCCGCCCGCCGCGCCGCCACCCGCCUCCGCGCCGCAGCUCGUCUGAGCGCCGCUCUCCUUCGACGUCUACUAUGUCUGAACUGAACUGGACACAGUCAAGGCCUCCAAUAGCGAUGCAACCAUGGAGGUUAAAGAGAAGGAGAACGAUCGCUAAGUACUAAAGCAUUAGUCUUUGAAAAUUUGUAGAAUUUAUAGUUCAUAUUUCAGCCACCAGCUGCGCUGCCGUCGAUAAGUAGUAUCUGUGAAGUUAGCUGUUUAUGAGUACAAGUAGAUGAAGUUAGUUGAAUAAUGUACAAAUUAUCUUGGCGGCAUUGGUCAUUUCCUUUCAAAUUAGCGCAUAACAGUCCGCUUUUAUUGAGAGAACUUAGCGAUCGCAGCGCCUCACUUAUUUUGUCCAUAUUUCUGGGACACUAUUUUCUACAGCGAUCGUUCUCCUUCUCUCUAACCUCCAUGGAAGCAACUCUGUAUUUACUCCAAAUAAAUGAAGUCUCUUGUUUCCACAUUUGAAAUUAUUGUAUUCUGUUCUUUCAUUAUAUGUUUCUAAGUUCGAAUUUAAGUAUUGUCAUAUAUAAUACCUUAUAGUCUUUUGUGAUAUCAACAUUUGUUAGUAGGUUGUUCUAGUAUUUUUAUUAUCUUCUAUAUAUAAAUCAAUUGUGGUUAGUUUGUCUCGCUGAAACUCGAGAACAGCUGGGCCGAUUUAGCUGUUGGAAAAGGAAAUUUUAAACGAUGAGAAAAUAUGGAAAUUUGCGUGGAAAUUAGUAAAAUCUAAAAUUGUAUUUCCCAUAUAAACUGUUCUACCUACUUUCCUGUCAAAAAUGCCUGAUUUGCCUGACAAUUUAGCGAAGGGAGAGUUUUAAUGUCGUUAGGAUAGGUGAUACGGAGUACAGCGGGUUAUCUCGUAUUUUAAUAGAAUAAAAUUUCCAAAUUAGAAUAUAAUACCUAAUAAUAUAAUGUAUGCCAUGGUGACCAUGAAUGCAAUGAUGCUUUUAUUUUGUUUUAAUAGUGUAUAUUUUGUUGGUUGAUCUCAAAUAUUAAAUCGACGAUAAUCAAACAAACAAUACAAACUAUGUUCAGUGGUCACCAUGUCUUAACUCUAUCAAAAUUAGGUAUACACCCCGACGAAUUUUUGAGCAAGUACCAUAGACAAGGAAGCCUGCGCUGAAGCAAUUUUACAUACAAAAUCGUGUACUGCGCAAGUUUAUUUGUGUUUGGGUUUUGUCAAGAAGUUUGCCGCGAUCUAUACUACCUUCGAUAGCGUGAACACAAAAAAGUGUUAGUAAAAAUUCUAUAAAUGUGACACUUACAAAUUCAUCCAUAAUAUAUGUGUAUCUUAGCAGUAGCUUUACUCAAUUCCUAUAUCUAGCUAUAUAAUUCUUUCCAAGGCAUCUUAACAUAAAUAAGGUGUUCUAAUCUAUCAAUAAAAUAAUACAAUUUAAUGAUUGUGAAACGAAACCCAUUAAGAGUAGCUGGUAGACAGAUGUGCGGUUGUUGAAAAUUAAAAUUAAACCAAUGCUUGUAGGGUGGAAAAAUAACUAAGUAAUCUUAAAUAAUAAUAUAAAAUAAUAGUUUUAAUUGACUCAUUUAAAAUUAAUUAUAGAGAAUGUUUCAUUUAAGCAUUUCCGUCAACUUAGUUCAGUCACAGAGACAGUUAUUUAUUUUAUUAUGACGAAAUUUGAGGAUUACGAUGAAAUCAGCUGCCAAAUAUAAAAUUUAACUACUUACUUAAUAUAAGUACCAACUUCACAUAACUUUCAUAAUAAUUAAUGAAAUUUUCUUCAUGGUAAAGAAUUGUGUUGAAAUUGGUAAAUUUACAUCUAUUCCGGACAUGGGAUAAAAAAUCGUAAUUUCUGAUUUCAUAAUGGCAAAGAAAUGUGUCGUAUUUUAGGUAGUAAGUAAAUGUAAUAUUAGAAUUUUAAUUGGAUGUGAACCUACUGAAGUAAAUAGAGUAUCAGCAUGUUUUUAGUGAUUUAUUUUACAGUAACUUUAGUAUACAUCCCGGUAAACUUCUUGAGCAAUGACCAAAGACAAGGUAACCUGAGCAGUAAUAAUUUUACGGACAAAAAACCGUCUACUGCGCAAGUUUAUUUGCCUGUGGUUUGCUCAAGACCAUUUUCUGCUACCUAUAACUAUGUAUGUUAUCCAUUUAAGUGUUAACAGGUGUUAUAUUCAAUGCAAGUAAGUAGGUUUAGCUAAUUCAUUAAGCAAUAUGUAUUCGAGACUAGGUAAUAAAUUUUUGAUCUGUGUGUAUACUAAUUUUUUUGGAGUAGGUUAAUUAUACAUACAUUAAUAGCAGUCAAAAUAGUUCCGAUUAGUUUCGAAGCAUUCCACAUAGGUGUAUUUAUAAUAAGUUAAUGUAGCAUUUUUGUAUACAAUAAUGAAUGUAAUUCAGCAAACCGUCGAUGUUAUAGCGAUAGUUCGAUAAUAGUGUGUAUAACCAAGCAUUAAGGUUGAAAACUGGAACAAAAUCUGUAUUUAUUACACAAACACCCGAACAUAAGUUUUUAUUUUUUAUUUUAUCCAAAAGCAUAGGCUAAUUGCAAAUUACGUAGGCUAAACUUUAAAUCCUGCAAUUUCUAAUAGGCAUUUACUUGUUCACCCGAUAGAUGGCGUUGGCAAAGGAAACGAAUACAUACAUUUUUUGUAUGAUAUUUUGUGUUUAGUUUUCAAAGCAACAAUAAUAUAAUUGACCCAAAAUAUUACAAAAACAGUUACCACUUUUAUUUUGUUUUAAUAUCCAUUCAUAGUUUGUAUAUAAGCUAAGAUUAUAAAUUAGAGAUAAAAUAUUGUACAUUUCGAUGAAAACGUGUAUUGUAGCAUUAAUAUUAUAAGGAAAGAAAAUGAAAUGUUGAAUUCAUAAUUUUCUUUUAUUUGCUGUUAGCCAUGCUUUGCUUAACUAAAUACAUAUACAAUUUAAAUAUUUAUAGCAGCUUCUUAAUAAUGGUAUUUAUAUUGAAACUUUUUAAAUAAAUAAAUAGCUUUAAGGUUUCGAAAUGACGAAAUGGUUUAAAACUGUUUCUUUACUUUCAUUAACUUAUCGUAGUAUUGAAGUUAUAUCUAAUCAAAUGUAUGUAGGUAUCUACUUUCUACUAAGGCGUAAGAAAUAAGUUUAAAUCCAUAUAUGCUAUAUCUGAAUUCAGAUAAAUAGUUAUGUUGAUUGCUAAAUAAAUAUCUUCAGUAAUAAUUAAGAAGAAACAAAUGCUGUGUAGAUAAUAGAAACAGUAGUGUGUACACAAAUAAUUAUAUUUAAGUAAAAAAGUUCAUAUACCCUCAUCAUUAUAUUUAUGUACCUUAGUAUUAUAACAUGCAGGUAGAUGUUAAACUUGAAUGUUAGUGAAAUAUUUAUCUUACCAUUAGGUAAGUAAUAAUAUUAAAUUGAAACUUUUUCUCUUCAAUAUAAUCGGUAUGUAGACAGGUGCUCCAUUUUUUUCCUUUUUUUCGUCAUUCAUCACUCCGUCGUGGGCAAUGCGGAUUGAUGAAUCGUAUAUUAUGAAUAAUAUAAUUUUGUUUUUCUAGUGAAUAAUGUUCUUCCAGUUUAGUGUAAGAUAAACACGCUACACACUCGCUACAAAUUUUGAUCUCGAUGUGUAGUGUAGAUGCAGCCUUAUGUUAUAGUGCCAUUUACACGCUUGCAAUAUAUUUUAAAUACUCAAUAUACUAACCUUAUUAUAAGAAAUAUUAUUAUAGAUGUAUUAAUGUAAUGGAAUGAUUAAAUAAAAAUCGUGUCUUUAUUCAAUUUCUUGUAGCAAAAUAAUUAUAUUAUAGAUUGCAGCAUUGCAUAAGGUGGUCGAUGUUAGUAAAGAGUUAUUAUAUUGAACUCUUAUUAAUGAUAGAUAAAUAUUUAGAUGUUGAGUAGGUAUGUAUUUAUCUUUAUUAUACUUAAUUAUAAUGAUCAAUCGUCAUGACAGCCAUAAUGACUAUUGGUUCUUAGUAAUAAAAUUGUUUAUACUUACUGUGAAUUCG